UAAAGGAACCUCUGUAAGACACAUUUUUGUCUCGAACUUUUGAGGAGUCAAAUGAUCUGGUUGGUUGGAAACUCCUCAGAACUUUGAGCCUCAAUCUCACUCUGCUUCAGAGGUUACCAUUAUACUCUGUGCAGUGACAAAUAUUUGCAUUUAGAAAGAUGAUGAUCUGGCUUUCUCCAUUGCUGUUUCUGAUGAUGAUGACCAAAGUAGACAGUGCUUGUCUCCAUCUGAGCCUACAAGAGGCCUGUGCUUCUCCCUCUGGAUCCAUAUCUCGAAGCUGCAAGGAAAUCAAAGAGAGCUGUCCAGAGUCAGAUGAUGGCCUGUACUUUCUCCAGACUGGAGAUGGGAACCUCUACCAGACCUUUUGUGACAUGAGGUCUGGGGAAGGUGGCUGGACCCUGGUGGCCAGUGUGCAUGAGAAUCACUUGGCAGGGAAGUGCACUCAGGGGGAUCGCUGGUCCAGCCAGCAGGGUAACAGACCAGACUACCCUGAGGGUGAUGGGAACUGGGCCAAUUAUGCCACCUUUGGAUCCGCAGAAGCUGCUACCAGUGAUGACUACAAGAACCCAGGUUACUAUGACAUCCAGGCCAAGGACUUGGCCAUCUGGCAUGUGCCCAACAAGUCUCCCCUGCAGCAAUGGAGAAAUAACUCCCUGCUGAGAUAUCAUACCUCCAACAACCUCUUCAAAAAUCUGGGAGGGAACCUGUUUGGCCUCUAUCAGAAGUAUCCAGUGAAAUACGGGACUGGCAAGUGUUUGACUGACAAUGGCCCAGCUGUGCCCGUCACCUAUGACUUUGGUGAUGCAGAAAAAACUGCCAAAUAUUACUCUCCAAAUGGUCAGACUGAAUUGGUUGGAGGCUUUGUCCAGUUCCGGGUAUAUAAUAAUGAAAGAGCGGCCAAUGCUCUGUGUGCUGGAGUGCAAGUCACUGGAUGUAACACUGAACAUCACUGCAUCGGUGGAGGAGGAUUCUUCCCAGAAGGAGCUCCCUGGCAGUGCGGGGAUUUCUCUGCCUUCGACUGGAAUGGCUAUGGAACCCAUGUUGGUUAUAGCAGUAGUAAGGAGAUAACAGAGGCUGCUGUGCUCCUGUUCUAUAAAUGACCAUUGUGCCAUUCUGAAACCAGAUAUUUGCAGAUUUAGGAAUGGGUAACCUCCCUUCUCUCCAAGAACCAACAUGAGAUGAUUGCUCUGGGCAUUGAAU
This is a messenger RNA of Vombatus ursinus (common wombat), 1200 nucleotides long. RefSeq names its product intelectin-1-like. Bases 159 to 1100 code for a protein of 313 amino acids. Gene Ontology annotation, molecular function: oligosaccharide binding. The transcript is spliced from 7 exons. The record is from RefSeq and is a predicted model, not a curated record. Lineage: Eukaryota; Metazoa; Chordata; Mammalia; Diprotodontia; Vombatidae.